GGUGACAGUGGUGGCGGACUUUCGGCGUUUGUAAACGGCCGAAAUACCCUUUUCGGAAUCCUCUCGCUGGCGAAUCAUUGUGAUCAACAGCCAUAUUUUGAGAUUUUCGUUCGACUGACGGCAUAUCACGACUUCAUUUGCUAUUAUACGGGUGUGUGCCCGAUGGGAUUGCAUCGAUACGUCGAUGAACAUUACGCUGAACAUCCUGAACUCGUUCUGUUUACUGCACUCGACCAAACUUUACUGUCGUUUGCGGGUGGGAGUAUUUUGUCACAAUAUUUAUAUUUCUGA
Anisakis simplex (herring worm) is the source of this 291-nucleotide messenger RNA. The record is from the annotation of a GenBank genome assembly. Lineage: Eukaryota; Metazoa; Nematoda; Chromadorea; Rhabditida; Anisakidae.